Ordospora colligata OC4 is the source of this 483-nucleotide messenger RNA. RefSeq lists its product as uncharacterized. Lineage: Eukaryota; Fungi; Microsporidia; Ordosporidae. Bases 1 to 483 code for a protein of 160 amino acids. The record is from RefSeq and is a predicted model, not a curated record. The transcript has a single exon.
AUGAACAAUAAAAGUGAUUAUGUGCUCAAUAGCAUAUCAGAGAUAAAUCUAACAGAUAUUGAGUAUGGUGAUUUGUAUCAUCGGUGUACCUGUAUGAAAUACAGCCGUGGUGAUCAUGAAAGGAUGGUUAUGUAUGAUAUCUUGUAUGAAUGCGGACCUGAAGUUCUGAUAAUUCACAGCAGCACAGGUUUUCCAUUUUCAUUGAAGCAUUUAAGAAGGCUCAAAGGAAGAGUAAAGAUAUUGAUUACUGAACAUCAUGCAUUUGAUGUCAUAGUAAACAAGAUAGAUGACUUCAGUGUGUUUGUGGUGUUCUCAUGUGAGUUCAAUGAUUUUGAGCAUGAGUUUAUGCGGCAGGUAUGCAUAACUAAACAGAAAACAAUUUUAUUACUAUCUGAGCAUUUGAAUUGUAAUUCAGAUGAAAACACGCCAUUAAGUUUAAAUGAAUUUAAGAAUACGCUGAGUGUUUCAUUGACAAACUUUUAG